AUGUCAAAGAUAAGGAGGAAAGUCACAGUGGAAAACACCAAGACCAUAUCUGACAGCACAUCCAGAAGACCCAGUGUAUUCGAGAGGCUUGGACCAAGCACUGGUAGUACAGCAGAGACACAGUGCCGGAACUGGCUGAAGACUGGCAACUGCCUCUAUGGAAACACAUGUAGGUUUAUACAUGGCCCUUCACCGCGUGGAAAAGGUUAUAGCAGCAACUAUAGAAGGUCACCAGAAAGACCUACAGGGGAUCUCAGAGAAAGAAUGAAAAAUAAGCGCCAAGAUGUGGACACUGAGUCCCAGAAACGAAAUACAGAGGAGUCAUCUUCACCUGUUAGGAAAGAAUCUUCAAGAGGGAGACAUAGAGACAAGGAAGACAUAAAAAUCACUAAAGAACGAACCCCAGAAAGUGAAGAAGAAAAUGUAGAAUGGGAAACAAAUAGAGAUGAUUCUGACAAUGGAGAUAUUAAUUAUGAUUAUGUUCAUGAGUUAUCAUUGGAAAUGAAGCGGCAGAAGAUACAGAGGGAGUUAAUGAAGCUGGAACAAGAAAAUAUGGAGAAGAGAGAAGAAAUUAUCAUUAAAAAGGAGGUUUCACCAGAAGUAGUUAGAUCAAAAUUGUCUCCAUCACCUUUAAGAAAGUCUAGCAAAUCUCCAAAGCGGAAAUCAAGCCCCAAAUCUUCUUCAGCUGCCAAGAAAGACAAGAAGACUUCUGCAGUGUCUUCUCCCUUGCUGGACCAGCAGAGGAAUUCAAAAGGCAACCAAAGUAAAAAGAAAGGGCCACGUACACCCAGUCCUCCUCCUCCUAUACUAGAAGAUAUUGCUCUGGGAAAAAAAUAUAAAGAAAAGUAUAAAGUGAAAGAUAGGAUUGAAGAAAAACCAAGAGAUGGGAAGGACAGAGGACGAGAUUUUGAAAGGCAAAGAGAAAAAAGAGAGAAGCCAAGAUCCACUUCCCCAGCUGGACAACAUCAUUCUCCUAUAUCUUCUAGACAUCACUCAUCAUCCUCUCAAUCGGGAUCAUCUAUUCAAAGACAUUCUCCUUCUCCUCGGCACAAAAGAACUCCUUCACCAUCUUAUCAGCGGACUUUAACUCCAUCUUUACGACGUUCUGCUUCCCCUUAUCCUUCACAUUGUUUGUCUUCUCCUCAGAGAAAGCAGAGUCCUCAAAGGCAUCGCUCCCCAAUGCGAGACAAGGGGAGGCAUGAUCAUGACAGAACUUCACAGUCUCAUGAUCGACGGCAUGAAAGGCGGGAAGAGACUAGAAGCAAAAGGGACAGAGAAAAGGAUACAAGAGAAGAGCGAGAGUAUGAACAGGACCAGAGCUCUUCUAGAGAUCACAGAGAAGACAGAGAGCCUCGAGAUGGCCGGGAUCGGAGAGAUACUAGAGACCGCAGGGAACUAAGAGACUCCAGAGACAUCCGAGACUCUAGGGAGAUGAGGGACUAUAGUAGAGAAACCAAGGAAAGCCGAGACCCCAGAGAUUCAAGGUCUACCCGGGACUCUCAUGACUAUAGGGACCGUGAAGGUCGAGAUACUCAUCGGAAGGAAGACACAUACCAGGAUGAAUCCCGGAGUUAUGGCAGAAAUCACUUAAGAGAAGAAAGUUCUCGUACUGAAAUAAGGAAUGACUCCAGAAAUGAGUCUCGGAGUGAAAUUAGGAAUGACCGCAUGGGUAGAAGUAGGGGGAGAGGUCCAGAGAUACCUGAAAAGGGAAGUCGAGGCACAAGAGGUUCUCAAAUUGAUAGUCACAGUAGUAGUAGCAACUAUCAUGACAGCUGGGAAACCCGAAGUAGCUAUCCUGAAAGAGACAGAUACCCAGAAAGAGACAACAGAGAUUCUUCCUUUGAGAGAAGACAUGGAGAGAGAGACCGUCGGGACAACAGAGAAAGAGAUCAAAGACCAAGCUCACCAAUACGCCAUCAGGGGAGAAAUGACGAGCUUGAGCGUGAUGAAAGAAGAGAGGAACGAAGAGUAGACAGAGUGGACGAUAGAAGAGACGACAGGGCUAGGGACAGAGAUAGGGAGAGAGAGCGGGACAGAGAGCGGGAGAGAGAGAGGGAACGUGAACGGGAUCGGGAAAGAGAAAAGGAAAGAGAGCUAGAAAGGGAGCGGGCCAGAGAACGGGAGAGAGAAAGAGAAAGGGAAAAAGAGCGAGACCGUGAACGAGAGAGGGAUCGUGACCAUGAUCGAGAGAGAGAAAGAGAGAGGGAACGAGAUAGGGAAAAAGAAAGGGAGCGAGAGAGAGAAGAAAGGGAGAGGGAGAGAGAGCGAGAACGGGAGAGAGAGAGAGAACGAGAGCGGGAACGAGAAAGAGCGAGAGAAAGGGAUAAGGAACGAGAACGUCAAAGGGAGUGGGAAGACAAAGACAAGGGACGGGAUGACCGCAGGGAUAAGCGAGAAGAUAUCCGAGAAGAUAGGAAUCCCAGAGAUGGACAUGAUGAGAGAAAAUCAAAGAAGCGCUAUAGAAAUGAAGGAAGUGCCAGCCCUCGGCAGUCACCUAAGCGCAGGCGUGAACAUUCUCCUGACAGCGACACCUACAACAGUGGAGAUGACAAAAAUGAAAAGCACAGACUCUUGAGCCAGGUUGUACGACCUCAAGAAUCUCGUUCUCUCAGCCCAUCACACCUCACAGAAGAUAGGCAGGGUAGAUGGAAAGAAGAGGACCGUAAGCCAGAAAGAAAGGAGAGUUCAAGGCGCUAUGAUGAGCAAGAAUUGAAAGAGAAAAUUUCUUCUGUAGAUAGACAGAGAGAACAGACGGAAGUCAUGGAGAACUCAAGAGCACGUGCCCAGGACCUGGUAGGCCACCACCAGUCUGAAGAUCGUGAGCUAUCUGAUCGAGCCCAUGAUGAAAGUAAGAAAAAAGCAAAACUUCAGAAGAAACCUAUUAAGAAAAAGAAAGAGGAUGAUGUUGGAAUAGAGAGGGGCAGUAUUGAGACAACAUCUGAAGAUGGUCAAGUCUUCUCACCUAAAAAAGGACAGAAGAAGAAAAAUAUUGAGAAAAAACGCAAAAGAUCCAAAGGUGAUUCUGAUAUUUCGGAUGAAGAAGCCACCCAGCAAAGUAAGAAGAAAAGAGGUCCACGGACUCCCCCUAUGACAACCAAAGAGGACCUGGUUGAAAUUUCUAGUGAUAAGGAUGGCCCGCUAGAGGACCCUCUGAAGAAGGAGGAUACUGCCUUUAGUGACUGGUCUGAUGAGGAUGUGCCAGACCGGACAGAAGUGAUGGAAUCAGAACAUGCAGUCACCACUACCACUGCAGCUAGUAUCCCUUCCCCUCUGUCUUCCCUUCUCCCUCCUCCACCUCCUGUGGCCACUGCCACUGCUGCAGCUGCGGUGCUCACCUCUACCACUGUUACUGCUGCCACCUCUGCCACCCCCACGCCCACCUCUGCCACCCCCUCCACCGUCAAUACUACUUUUGCCAGUGAAGACUCACAUAGAAAGUGCCAUAGAUCACGUGUGGAAAAAGUAGAAGCCCCUCAUGUGACUAUAGAGGACACACCACACCGCAAACUGGUAGACCAAAAGAGGAGCAGCAGCCUGGGCAGCAACCGGAGUAACCGGAGUCACACCUCUGGCCGUCUGCGCUCCCCAUCAAAUGAUUCUGCCCAUCGAAGUGGGGACGACCAAGGGAGUCGAAAGAGAGUGCUGCAUAGUGGCUCAAGAGAUAGAGAAAAAACAAAGAGCCUGGAAGUCACGGGGGAGAGAAAAUCUAGGAUUGAUCAGUUGAAGCGUGGAGAACCCAGUCGAAGUACUUCUUCAGAUCGUCAGGAUUCAAGAAGCCAUAGUUCAAGAAGAAGUUCUCCUGAGUCAGAUCGGCAAGUCCAUUCAAGAUCUGGGUCAUUUGAUAGCAGAGACAGGCUUCAAGAACGGGAUCGAUAUGAGCAUGAUAGAGAACGGGAGAGAGACAGGAGAGAUACACGGCAGAGAGAAUGGGAUCGAGAAGCUGAUAAAGAUUGGUCACGGAACCGAGAUCGGGACAGACUGCGGGAACGGGAGAGAGAACGGGACAAAAGGAGAGACUUGGACAGGGAAAGAGAAAGAUUAAUUCCUGAUUCUAUGGAAAGGGACCGAGACAGAGAUAGGACUUCUGAGAAUUCUCAAAUAGAGUCUGUGAAACGCAGUGAAGCAAAACUGGAGAGUGAACAUGAAAGAGACCUAGAUGGUGGUUCCAGAGACUCUGUAGCCUUGGAUAAAGAAAGAAUGGAUAAAGAUCUGGGGUCUGCACAGGGAUUUGAUGAUACUACUAAAGCUGAGCGAACAGAGAGUGUGGAAGCAGGAGAUGAAGAUUCCAAGUUAGAUGAUGCACAUUCAUUAGGAUCUGGUGCUGGAGAAGGGUAUGAGCCAAUCAGUGAUGAUGAACUAGAUGAAAUUCUGGCCGGUGAUGCAGAAAAGAGAGAAGACCAGCAGGAUGAGGAGAAGAUGCCAGAUCCCUUAGAUGUGAUAGAUGUCGAUUGGUCUGGUCUUAUGCCAAAGCAUCCAAAAGAACCACGAGAGCCUGGGGCUGCACUCUUAAAAUUCACACCUGGAGCUGUUUUGCUGAGAGUUGGGAUUUCUAAAAAGUUGGCAGGUUCUGAGCUGUUUACUAAAGUCAAAGAAACAUGUCAGAGAGUUCUAGAGAAACCUAAAGAUGCAGAGAAUCUUUUUGAACAUGAACUGGGGGCUCUCAAUAUGGCUGCAUUACUACGGAAAGAAGAAAGAGCAAGUCUUCUCAGCAAUCUUGGACCCUGUUGUAAAGCCCUGUGCUUCAGGCGGGAUUCUGCAAUCCGAAAGCAGCUUGUUAAGAAUGAGAAGGGUACAGUAAAGCAAGCUUAUACAAAUGCUCCAGUGGUAGACAAUGAAUUACUGCGGUUGAGUCUUCGGUUAUUUAAGCGGAAGACUACUUGUCACGUCCCUGGACAAGAAAAGGCUGAAGAUAAUAAACUGGCACAGUCCAAUAUCCCACAGGAACUGUGUGUAUCUUAAAGACCGAAGUUCAGUAUGAUGUUUGUGGUAUUGUCCUCCUUGUACAGUGCAUUUUUUUCAGAGCUCUUUGAUUUGAAAAAGAUUAUUAGUGACAAAGGCAGAAAAGUCUUAUCAGCCAUGCUAAGGGUGAAGAACUUUGAUCUGUAGAGACACUAGUUUUGACCAACUUAAGAUUUACAAUGAUUUUUUUACAGCAAUUGAUACUCAUGCAAAAUAAUGUGAAAGCAUCUAAAUUUAGUAGUUUAGUCUGUACCUUUUGUGAAAGCUGAAGAUUUUGGAAAUUGGUUGUCACCGCUCUUCCAGCUUGUGAAUAUUUUUUAUGAAAUGGAACCACUGAUUUAUAUUCUGGAUCAUCCUUACAGAAACUGAUUUUAUUCAGAAGCAAGGUGUUCAUCAAAGUAACUGCACACAUUGUACAGCACCAUAUUAUAUGGAACAUUUGGAAGGGAAUGUUCGUCUAGCAUAGUGUAUUUAGGCAAAUCCCCAUCAGGAGAAAUCCAGAUUUUUUUCUCCUUUUAAAAGUUCUAAAAACAUGGGUCUUCGAUUUUUUUUUUAAUGUGUGUACAUUCUUACAGUGUAUAUUGGAUAUCUUUGGAUUCUGAAUGGGUUUUUUGUCUGGUUGUUCAUCAGAGACUAUGUACUAUUUUUAUUUUUAAUAAAUGUACCUCCCUUUUUCUUGU
This is a messenger RNA of Dipodomys ordii (Ord's kangaroo rat), 5639 nucleotides long. RefSeq names its product zinc finger CCCH-type containing 13 (gene Zc3h13). The record is from RefSeq and is a predicted model, not a curated record. Gene Ontology annotation, molecular function: metal ion binding. The transcript is spliced from 18 exons. Lineage: Eukaryota; Metazoa; Chordata; Mammalia; Rodentia; Heteromyidae. Bases 1 to 4959 code for a protein of 1652 amino acids. Gene Ontology annotation, cellular component: nuclear speck.